AAACUCUUUCUUCGGCUCGCGAGCUGAGAGGAGCAGGUAGAGGGGCAGAGGCGGGACUGUCGUCUGGGGGUGAGUGUCGGCAGCCCCCGGAGGAUCUGGCGGACCCCAGUGGUGGGGGUUUGGGGGUGGGGAAGUUGUGGCUCUGGAGAAGCCCCUGCCGGUCUCCACCGCGCAUACCCUGCAGAUGUGGGAACAUUCGGGAGCCCCGAGUCUCGAGAACCCGGUUGCCCUCACCCAUCCGUAAUUGUCUCCGGCGUUCCCAAGGCCAGCUCGGACCUGGGUCGGGGAGGAAGCCUCCCCCACAGCUGGCGACCCGGGACCCCGGCGCCCCUCCCAGAUUGGGCGGGAUCAGACCCCCGAGGCGGAUGCCGCUUAGUCAGACUUGGCUGUUACUGUUACCUGUGUUGUUGAGAUUAUUGGCCCCUUGGUUGGGAGUAUCUGGGCAAGCCAGCGCUGGGGUCCCCGGUUGGGUUUGGGAACUGCAGGUGACCCCCAGUCUCUCCCUGCGGUUCCGGUGCUGCAGGCCCUGCCAGGUGGCUGGGCGGCAUUCCAGGGGCCCUGGCUGCGUGGCAUGGACACAUUGCUGAACCGGCCUCAGUUUCCCCUCCGUGAGGUGGAACAAUGAACCAGCUGGGAUGAGGAUGCCCGAAGCGUUUAGUCAAAGGAAAUUUUUGUGAUGAGGUGUACUGCUGGCCACUGGGGGCCCUUGCGUGACUGGCGUUAGGUCUCUGAGCCUCAGUUUCCCUGUGUGUUAAGGGGGGGUCUCAUGGCAUGGGACCUUGGCGAGGAUGAGUUGAGUGGAUAGGAGCUGUGGCCACUCAGUGGGUGCCCAGGGACAGUCAGCUGUCAUCAUAAUUAUAUUAAUUAUGUCUGUAGCCACUGUUCAGAUUCACUCCUGUUCCAAGAAUCCCGACCAUCUUUUCCUCUGGGUCAGAUUUAAACUUUUUGUUUGUUUGUUUUAUUUGUAGAGGUGGGGGACUCACUUUGUCACCCAGGCUGGAGUACAGUGGCUCCAUGCACUGUAUUCACUGCAGCCUCAACCUCCUGGGCUCAAGUGAUCCUCCCACCUCAGCCUCCCGAGUAGCUGGGACUACAGGUGCACACCACAGGCAGCUAAUUUUAAAAUUUUUUUGUGUGUGGAGACGGGGUCUCACUAUGUUGUCCAGGCUGGUCUCAAACUCCUGGGCCCAAGCAAUCCUCCUGCCUUGGCAUCUGAAAGUGCUGGGAUUUCAGGCAUGAGCCACUAUGCCCAGCUCUGAUUUUUUUAAAUGGACACUUCUCAAGAGGAAACUGAGGUCGCCCCUCAACUUGGGCGGGGGACUCCUGCAGUCCAGAUCUGGGAUUCAGGGCCCAUGGGAAGCCACCUGGCCGUCUAGGUCUGGGGCCAGCCCUGGGGGCCAUCACUUCCUCCCACUGGCCUGUUCUCAAGGUGACACCAGGCAGGGCUGGUGUCAGGAGGAAGAGGUGUGGCCCCCAGGUCAGGCAGCUGGGCCCCCAUAUGGCCUAGGUGAGCAGUUGGGUGUUUGCUCAGUCCAGCCUGGACACCCUCCCUCACUCUCACCCCUAGGGUGUGGCAUUUCCUGGCAGGUGCUCUGGGUGUGGGAGAACCAAAAGGGGGCCUUGGUGCUUCUCUGUUCCAGGCCAGAGUUCAGGAAUCCAGACAAGCCAGGUCAGCCCAGGAGGAGCAAGUAAGGGCUCACUGAGUGACAUUUCCUCCUGCCACCAGCCUCUGAGGCCCAGAGCAAGCAGGAAUUUGCUCACUCCCCCAACCCCAUGAGCCAGGGAGGAUGCCUAUUGUGGACCCUCUUCCUGGUGGGAAUCUGGCUUGCCUUGAUUGCUCCUCAUGAUGGUGAGGUCACUACCAACGUGGCAAACUAAAGGAAAUCUCAUCAGCUGGGAGUUAAAGACAGGAACUAGGCUCCCACCCAACCUUUCUUAGGUGGAUUUCUAGGCCUCUCUGUGCCUCAAUUUUCCUAUCCAUAAAAAUGGAGCUAAUGCAGCCCUACUUCUCAGCACACAUAUAGAGUUUAGAUGGACAGAUGGUGGCCAGGCUGCACACAGGACCUGGCAUAUUGAUCCUAGUCCUAAUUAUGCAGCUCAUUAUGUUAUCAUUUAUAGCAUGUAUCUUUGCACACAGAAAUAAUAUCAUGAAUAUUUCUGAGCUCUAAGUACAAGACUUGGAGAAGAGCUCUGACCAGCCUGAAGGUGUGGGGGUCCAGGAAGUCCCCAGAGGAGGGGCCCAGGAGACCUCAGUUCCCCCAUCACUCCUGGAUUGUGGGAAGGGUCUGAGGUUGAACUGCGAUGCACGGCCUGGCUUCCCAGCCUGUUUCCCCAUCUAUGGAGUGAGCCCAAAGAUGCCCUUUGAGACUCCACUGGGCCAGGGCUGGUGUUAUUCAGGGGCCCCUUUCCAGUCUCACAUAGGUGCCCCAGGCAGUUCCUGCAAUGGGGUAGGGCUGGCAUGGAUGACAUACAAUUAGUCAUCCAUGACAGAGCCUCGGGACCUAGAAACCCGGGACACCAAAGUCUAAAGUGCAUGUGUCACCGUGCCCAACCCCACCCCUUUUUCCAUACCCAGGCACUCCCUGGUGCAGAUAUUGAGUAUAUAUUGACAGAGAACUCACUAGUACACAUGGUUUCACUAAAGCAGGGUCCGGCCAUUGUGAACUUAAAGGAUUUACUGGGCUAUUUCUUCUUCUUUUCUUCCCCUUCUGUUUGCAAAAGCAACUCCUGCUCCUUGUAAAAAGGGACCAGCCUAUCAUUACUGGGAAACCCAAACUGGAGCCGCCCAGGAGGCUCCUCAGGCCGACCCCAGACCCUGGCUGGCCAGGAUGAAGUAUCUCCGGCACCGGCGGCCCAAUGCCACCCUCAUUCUGGCCAUCGGCGCUUUCACCCUCCUCCUCUUCAGUCUGCUAGUGUCACCACCCACCUGCAAGGUCCAGGAGCAGCCACCGGCGAUCCCCGAGGCCCUGGCCUGGCCCACUCCACCCACCCGCCCAGCCCCGGCCCCGUGCCAUGCCAACACCUCUAUGGUCACCCACCCGGACUUCGCCACGCAGCCGCAGCACGUUCAGAACUUCCUCCUGUACAGACACUGCCGCCACUUUCCCCUGCUGCAGGACGUGCCCCCCUCUAAGUGCGCGCAGCCGGUCUUCCUGCUGCUGGUGAUCAAGUCCUCCCCUAGCAACUAUGUGCGCCGCGAGCUGCUGCGGCGCACGUGGGGCCGCGAGCGCAAGGUACGGGGUUUGCAGCUGCGCCUCCUCUUCCUGGUGGGCACAGCCUCCAACCCGCACGAGGCCCGCAAGGUCAACCGGCUGCUGGAGCUGGAGGCACAGACUCACGGAGACAUCCUGCAGUGGGACUUCCACGACUCCUUCUUCAACCUCACGCUCAAGCAGGUCCUGUUCUUACAGUGGCAGGAGACAAGGUGCGCCAACGCCAGCUUCGUGCUCAACGGGGAUGAUGACGUCUUUGCACACACAGACAACAUGGUCUUCUACCUGCAGGACCAUGACCCUGGCCGCCACCUCUUCGUGGGGCAACUGAUCCAAAACGUGGGCCCCAUCCGGGCUUUUUGGAGCAAGUACUAUGUGCCAGAGGUGGUGACUCAGAAUGAGCGGUACCCACCCUAUUGUGGGGGUGGUGGCUUCUUGCUGUCCCGCUUCACGGCCGCUGCCCUGCGCCGUGCUGCCCAUGUCUUGGACAUCUUCCCCAUUGAUGAUGUCUUCCUGGGUAUGUGUCUGGAGCUUGAGGGACUGAAGCCUGCCUCCCACAGCGGCAUCCGCACGUCUGGCGUGCGGGCUCCAUCGCAACGCCUGUCCUCCUUUGACCCCUGCUUCUACCGAGACCUGCUGCUGGUGCACCGCUUCCUACCUUAUGAGAUGCUGCUCAUGUGGGAUGCGCUGAACCAGCCCAACCUCACCUGCGGCAAUCAGACACAGAUCUACUGAGUCAGCAUCAGGGUCCCCAGCCUCUGGGCUCCUGUUUCCAUAGGAAGGGGCGACACCUUCCUCCCAGGAAGCUGAGACCUUUGUGGUCUGAGCAUAAGGGAGUGCCAGGGAAGGUUUGAGGUUUGAUGAGUGAAUAUUCUGGCUGGCGAACUCCUACACAUCCUUCAAAACCCACCUGGUACUGUUCCAGCAUCUUCCCUGGAUGGCUGGAGGAACUCCAGAAAAUAUCCAUCUUCUUUUUGUGGCUGCUAAUGGCAGAAGUGCCUGUGCUAGAGUUCCAACUGUGGAUGCAUCCGUCCCGUUUGAGUCAAAGUCUUACUUCCCUGCUCUCACCUACUCACAGACGGGAUGCUAAGCAGUGCACCUGCAGUGGUUUAAUGGCAGAUAAGCUCCGUCUGCAGUUCCAGGCCAGCCAGAAACUCCUGUGUCCACAUAGAGCUGACGUGAGAAAUAUCUUUCAGCCCAGGAGAGAGGGGUCCUGAUCUUAACCCUUUCCUGGGUCUCAGACAACUCAGAAGGUUGGGGGGAUACCAGAGAGGUGGUGGAAUAGGACCGCCCCCUCCUUACUUGUGGGAUCAAAUGCUGUAAUGGUGGAGGUGUGGGCAGAGGAGGGAGGCAAGUGUCCUUUGAAAGUUGUGAGAGCUCAGAGUUUCUGGGGUCCUCAUUAGGAGCCCCCAUCCCUGUGUUCCCCAAGAAUUCAGAGAACAGCACUGGGGCUGGAAUGAUCUUUAAUGGGCCCAAGGCCAACAGGCAUAUGCCUCACUACUGCCUGGAGAAGGGAGAGAUUCAGGUCCUCCAGCAGCCUCCCUCACCCAGUAUGUUUUACAGAUUACGGGGGGACCGGGUGAGCCAGUGACCCCCUGUAGCCCCCAGCUUCAGGCCUCAGUGUCUGCCAGUCAAGCUUCACAGGCAUUGUGAUGGGGCAGCCUUGGGGAAUAUAAAAUUUUGUGAAGACUUGGAGAUCUUUUUUUUUUUUUAAGCAAAUUUACAAGUUUCAACAGACAAGUCCACAUUCAUCCCUAAAAGUCUCAUUUUCCAGUAGAAAAUAUACACUGGUAAAAACGGGGCAUGGGGCCGUGGCUCAGGGCUGUAAUUCUAGCACAUUGGGAGACCAAAGUGGGAGGAUCACUUGAGCCCAGGAGUUCUGGAUCCUGUCUCUGCACAAAAUAAAAAAUUACUCAGGCGUGGUGGUGCUCACAUGCCUGUAGUCCCAGCUAUACUUGGGAGGCUGAGGCGAGAGGAUCGCUUGAGCCCAGGAGUUGGAGGCUGCAGUGAACCAUGAUUGCGCCACUGUACUCCACUGGGCGGCAAUAAGAAGACAAAAACAUAAAACAGGACAUGUGUGAGGCAAAAGCUGCAGGAAUUUCUAUCAGGCAGAUCUGACCUCAUCCCACCCACCCCCUGCUCAGAUACCCUUCAUAGCUCCUUAUUGCUUUCAGCUCAUAACCCCACAU
Homo sapiens (human) is the source of this 5401-nucleotide messenger RNA. RefSeq names its product UDP-GlcNAc:betaGal beta-1,3-N-acetylglucosaminyltransferase 3 (gene B3GNT3). Gene Ontology annotation, cellular component: membrane; Golgi membrane. Gene Ontology annotation, molecular function: N-acetyllactosaminide beta-1,3-N-acetylglucosaminyltransferase activity; beta-1,3-galactosyl-O-glycosyl-glycoprotein beta-1,3-N-acetylglucosaminyltransferase activity; hexosyltransferase activity. Lineage: Eukaryota; Metazoa; Chordata; Mammalia; Primates; Hominidae. The coding region runs from base 2829 to 3947 and encodes 372 amino acids. Gene Ontology annotation, biological process: glycoprotein biosynthetic process. The record is from RefSeq and is a predicted model, not a curated record. The transcript is spliced from 3 exons.